Rhagoletis zephyria (snowberry fruit fly) is the source of this 1164-nucleotide messenger RNA. Its product is annotated as odorant receptor 33b-like. Lineage: Eukaryota; Metazoa; Arthropoda; Insecta; Diptera; Tephritidae. Gene Ontology annotation, molecular function: odorant binding; olfactory receptor activity. The record is from RefSeq and is a predicted model, not a curated record. Gene Ontology annotation, biological process: detection of chemical stimulus involved in sensory perception of smell; sensory perception of smell. Gene Ontology annotation, cellular component: plasma membrane.
UCCCGAAUGGCCUUACAAGGAAAGCCAAAAACUGUGGCGGAGCUCUUUCGCCCGCACUGGAGUGUUUGGAAGUGCCUGGGUCAAGUGCCACACCACAAGUACCCGAAGCUCUACAAACUCUAUGCGAUACUCUUGAAUAUUUGCUUUAGCAUCGGUUAUCCACUACAUUUGCUGCUUGGCCUACUAAAUUCGUUAACAUUGGAGGAGAUGUUCCUAAAUCUCACCAUAAGCGUGCCAGUUGCCGUUUGCUCGCUGAAGUUUUUCAAUAUUUGGCGUAACUUGUAUAAAGUUCGUCAGUUGGAGAAAAUGUUCAAUACACUUUAUGCGCGCAUUAAUCAACGCGACGAAUGGACAUAUUAUCGAGAAGUCACCAUACCGAACGCAUUAAAAGUUUUGUACUUAUUCUAUUUCAUUUGCCUGGGCACAGCUGUAACCUCGGAAUUGACGCUUUUGUUAAUGGGCUUCGCUCACGAAUGGCGACUAAUGUAUCCAGCCUAUUUCCCCUUCGAUCCCUAUGCAACGACUGGCAAUUAUGUGUUGGCGCAUUUGUAUCAAAUAAUCGGCUUGUUGGUGCAAUUGGCUGAGAAUUUGGUCAGCGACACUUACGGUGGCAUGUGUCUGGCGCUGCUGGCCGGACAUGCACAUCUGUUGGGUAAGCGUGUGGCACGCAUUGGCUAUGAUGCGAGCAAGACGUGUGAGGAGAAUAAUCGCGCGCUGGUCGAUUGCAUUGCGGAUCAUAAUAUGUUAUUUGACUGUCAUCGCGCUAUUGGCGAAAUAAUUGGCGUAGGCAUGUUUGUGCAAAUCAUUUCGGCGAGUCUCAUUAUGGGCAUAGUCAUCAUCUAUAUGGUUUUUUAUGUGAACAACGCCUUUGAGUUCGUCUACUAUGGCAUCUACUUGUUCGGCUGCACGAUGGAGGUAUUUCCCACCUGCUACUUUGGCACUUAUUUCGAAAUCGAAUUCGACCAACUGACCCAUAUGCUGUUCUCGUGCAAUUGGAUGGAUCAGGGGCGUGAAUUUAAUAAAAAUUUGCGCAUUUGUGUAGAGCAGUCGUUGCGGAAGCGUAGUUUCCGUGUCGGUGGCAUGUUUCAUAUAAACUUGAAUACCUUCUUUGCAACUUGUAAGGGUGCCUACUCACUAUUGGCGCUCGCCCUGAGCAUGAAAUAA